Messenger RNA from Callithrix jacchus (white-tufted-ear marmoset), 6503 nucleotides. The record is from RefSeq and is a predicted model, not a curated record. Lineage: Eukaryota; Metazoa; Chordata; Mammalia; Primates; Cebidae.
UUAGGAAGAGCCCGGGCGGGGACGGGCGGAGGGCCCCCCCCGCCCCGCCUCAGACGCCGCGCACGCGCACUCGCGACACCUUGCCUUCUUUUUCUGGCGGGAAAAGCUCACGCUCACCUCCCUCAACUCAACUGCCGUUCGUCGUUGGUGGCUGUCCGCGGUGUCUCGAGAAUAGGACGUGGCUCCAGGGUGGUCCAGACCCUGGAAGGGCCCCUCUUCAAAGACCCGUGUUUCCAGAAUGUUCCAGAAGCAUGUGGUGGCAGGCCCGAAUGGCUCAGGAGAGCAGGAGUGCUCAGGCAGCUGGUCCUUUACCCAUCCCUCCCCCUGAAGGAGGGAGGCCGGUAGCUUUCCAAACAGCUGCGCAGCAGUGGGGGUGGCUCAUGGACCUGCCUGAGAGCCCGGUGGGCAGCCCUACUGCAGAAAUGUACCUCUGGGAGCAGCCUGAGGAGGCAAGUCUGGGAACGCCGCUCAACUUGGAGGAGCAAGUACUCAACUCCACAUUCGAAGCUUGUGAUCCUCACAAGACAGGCACUGUGGCUGUGGCCCAGGUGCUGGCCUACCUGGAGGCUGUGACAGGCCAGGGUCCCCAGGAUGCACGCCUCCAAACAUUGGCCAACAGCCUGGACCCCAAUGGAGAGGGCCCUAAGGCCACCGUGGACUUGGACACUUUCCUGGUUGUGAUGCGUGACUGGAUUGCUGCCUGUCAACUGCAUGGGGGAUUAGAGCUGGAAGAGGAGACCGCCUUCGAGGGAGCCCUGACCUCCCAGCAACUGCCAUCUGGAUGCCCAGAAGCUGAGGAGCCAGCCAACUUGGAGAGCUUCGGAGGCGAAGACCCCAGACCCGAGCCGUACCUAUCCUCACAUCUCUCCCUGACCCUCCUGCCCCAGCCCUGUGUCCUCCAGCCUGCCAGGCCUGGGCCAGCCACAGCUGACCUGCUGAGCAGCCUGGAGGACCUGGAGCUCAGCAACCGACGUCUGGCUGGGGAGAAUGCCAAACUCCAGCGGAGCGUGGAGACAGCCGAGGAGGGGUCAGCACACCUUGGGGAGGAGAUCUUGGCCCUGCGCAAGAAGCUUCGCAGCACCCAGCAGGCCUUGCAGUUUGCCAAGGCUGUGGAUGAGGAGCUGGAGGACCUGAAGACUCUGACCAAGAGCCUGGAGGAGCAGAAUCGCAGCCUUCUCGCCCAAACCCGGCAGGCGGAAAAAGAGCAGCAGCAUCUGGUGGCUGAGAUGGAGACUCUACAGGAGGAGAACAGGAAGCUGCUUGCCGAGCGGGAUGCAGUGAAGAGGAGAAGUCAGGAGCUGGCCGUGGAGAAGGACACUUUGAAGCGGCAGCUCUAUGAAUGUGAACACCUCAUUUGCCAACGAGACACCAUCCUCUCUGAGCGCACUCGCCAUGUGGAGAGCCUGGCCCAGACCUUGGAAGAAUACAGAGUGACAACACAGGAACUGAGGCUGGAGAUCUCACGCCUGGAGGAGCAGCUGAGUCAGACCCAUGAGGGGCCAGAUGAGCUACCUGAAGGGGCCCAGGUGACAACAGUGGGCUGGACCAAGCUGCUGCCCCCAUCGCUGGGCUUGGAGAUCGAGGCCAUUCAGCAGAAACCACUUCCAUCCCAGAAACAGGAAGUGGCAACUGCCGAUCUCUCCAGCCCUCUGUGUGGAGUGUGGCAAUGGGAAGAAGUCAUUGAUGAAGCCAGUAAGGAAGCUGAGUUUCUAUCUGAAGCCCCAGCUGGGGGACAGAGAAACUUCCAGGGAGAGCCAGCACACCCUGGAGAAGGAAGGAAGGAGCCAUCCAUGUGGUUAACCAGAAGAGAGGAAGAGGAGGCUGCGGCGAGCCAGGUCACGGCUGAUCUCCCCAUCCCUCUAGGAGACUCUCACUCUGGAGACAUCGCAGAAAGCCCUCCAAGGAGCAGCCCUGCCCAGCAGGAUCUCCGGCAAGCCCUGGUCCCUGUGAUGAAGGAGCUGGUCCCAGUCAGGAGGAGGCCCUGGGGCCAGCUCAUCCUGCCCCCACAGCGACUCAGGGUCACUCGGUAUCCAAUGAUCCCAGCUCCAGUCCUGGGCCUGCUGCUGCUGCUGCUGCUCUCUGUCCUGCUGCUGGGCCAGUCCCCACCUCCCACCUUGCCCCACCUCCAGCUCUGUUACCUCCAGCCCCCUCCAGUGUGAGAGGCUCUGCUUGUCCCUCAGAACAGUGUGUAGUUCAAUAAAUCCCCUGGCGCUCUCUCCGCUCGGAUCCCCUAUGUUAGGCCAGUGUUGCACGGGCUUAUCGCAGAAACCGUACAGGGGGAUCCACAUCCCUGGACUGGGUUUAUGUGAAGGCUCCUAGUUAUUUAAUGUUGACAUUUAACAAAAGCAAAACUUCCCCAGUCACAGAUUAAGCACUAAGGACUAUUCCUUCACAAAACAAGCCUGGCAAGGGCAGCUGUGGGCACACAGCGAAGUCUCAGCUGCCUUGGGGUCAGGGCCUCAGUGAUUCUCCCGUCCCCUCACGCUCAGGAGCUGGCAGUUGUAGCUUCCCACAUCACAUCUGCAGGGAGACGGAAGCUCGUCCCUUCCUUUUUAUAAAGAGAGGCAGUAGCCUCAGUGUGCAGUGGGUAGAUUCAGAUCAUAAUCAUAAUGAAAGAGAAGCAGUCGCCUGCCCAGAGCCACCAGCAGACUUGUGUCUGUCUCACCAGUCAGACUGUUUGGUGUGACCACCACUCUCAACUGUAAGGGAGGCUGGGACCUGGGAGGCCAAGUACCUCUCCAGGGACCAGCUGCCUUGCAGCCACGCAGAACCUGUGUGCUAGUAACAGUGCAUUCGGGGAAGGCAGAUAAAGUGCCUUGCCAUGCUCCUCAUGCACACAGAAAGACACUGCAGGCCAGCCAGGCGCCAUGGCUCACGCCUGUAAUCCCAGCACUUUGGGAGGCUGAGGUGGGUAAAUCACGAGGUCAAGAGAUUGAAACGAUCCUGGCCAGCAUGGUAAAACCCUAUCCCUACUAAAAAUACAAAAAUUAGCCAGACGUGGUGGCAUACGCCUGUUAUCCCAGCUACUUCUGAGGCUGAGGCAGGAGAAUCACUUGAACCAGGGAGGCAGAGGUUGCAGUGAGCCAAGAUCGCACCACUGCACUCCAACCUGGCAACAGAGCAAGACUCAAAAAAAAAAAAAAUACUGCAGGCCAUGGACCUAAGAAAACACUUUGGGAGCCACCUACACACCAGCAGUGGCACGUCACCAGGCUACUUUGAAGGGGCUUUAGGAUACCUCUUCUCCCAAUCUCUCUCUGCUUCCUACCUUCUCUACACCUCUGCCUUGCCCUCCCCCAGCAGGAUCCUGACUCUGUCCUGCCACCACCCCAUGGGUUGGAGCCUAGGUUUACCCAGUCCUAACUGCAUCCUAAGUCAGUAAAGAACAAUCUUCCAGGGCCGGGCAUGGUGGCUCACGCCUGUAAUCCAAGCACUUUGGAGGCCAAGGUGGGCGGAUCACCUGAGGUCAGGAGUUCAAGACCAUCCUGACCAACAUGGUGAAACCCCAUCUUAAAAAAAUAAAAUAACAAUCUUCCGGGACCAGACGCUGUGGCUCACGCCUGUAAUCCCAGCACUUUUGGAGGCCAAGGUGGGCGGAUCACCUGAGGUCAGGAGUUCAAGACCAUCCUGACCAACAUGGUGAAACCCCAUCUUAAAAAAAUAAAAUAACAAUCUUCCGGGACCAGAUGCGGUGGCUCACGCCUGUAAUCCCAGCACUUUUGGAGGCCAAGGCUGGUGGAUCACCUGAGGUCAGGAGUUCCAGACCAAUCUGACUAACUUGGUGAAAAAAUACAAAAAAUUAGGUGUGUGGUGGCAGGCACCUGUAAUCCCAGCUACUCCAGAGGCUGAGGCAGAAGAAUCGCUUGAACCCGGGAGGCGCAGGUUGCCAAGAUUGCACCAUUGCACUCCAGAUUGGGCAACAAAAGGGAAAUUUCACCUCAAGAAAAGGACGCUGGGCGAGGUGGCUCAUGCCUGUAAUCCCAGCACUUUGUGAGGCUGAGGCAGGUGGAUGACAAGGUCAAGAGAUGGAGACCAUCCUGGUCAACAUGGUGAAACCCCAUCUCUACUAAAAAUACAAAAAUUAGUUGGGUGUGGUGGCACACGCCUGUAGUCCCAGCUACUCGGGAGGCUGAGGCAGGAGAAUUGCUUGAACGGGAGGUGGAGGUUGCAGUGAGAUCACACCAUUGCACCCCAGCCUGGGCAAAAAGAACAAAACUGAUCUCAAAAAAAAAAGAUGGGUAAGGUUUGCAUUUCAGUCAGCAGGGGCCCAGGGAGGGUGUCAUAGAGGUGGAAAAGAGACCGGUGUGUGUGGAAAGCCAUGGCCAACAUCCUGUUGCUGGUUUAAAAAUAAAAAGAAAAGAUUUGGAGCCGGGGAAGGAUUGGAGGCUACAGAGUGGUGGGAAAUAAGAGAGGCAGGCAAGAACCCGUGAAAGGGUUUGAACACUGGCUUGAACUUUAUUCCCCAGUGCCCAUGAAAGGGUUGUGAGCAGGGGAAGGCAGAACUCUGGGUGGGAAGAAGGGCAUUCAGGGCCUGUAGAGGAGAUGAAUGAAGGGAAUGGAAAUGGAGCCCAGCAGGUGGGGAGGAGUCUGGGGCUGUGGUCCAGGUGGGAGAGAACGAGGAGGCCUGAGGCAGGGCUUGCGGGUGGAGAGAAGGGAAGAGCAGAGGCAGGACUGGGCGGGAUUGACCUGGCUGCAGACUGACAAGCUGUAAAGGAUGGCGAAAGGAGCAGGGCAAGGACAGCCCCUGGGAUCUGACCCAGUGACUAGUAGACAGUGGAACCCUUCCCAAGUUAGGAAACCCAUGAUAAGGAGUGGGUUCAGUGAAAGACUCGGUUCAUUUAGAGGCUGGAGUCCUGAGCCCUGAGCUCCCAGGCUGGAGUAGGGGGUCUGGGUAUUGUCACCUGUGGGCGAUGGCAGAAAGUGUGGGGACUGCUGAAUUUGCGGAGGGAGGAGGCUCCAGACACCAUUUUGGGCAAAAACCUCAAGUGUUCGGAAAGGGAUGGGGAGAAAAUAGAGUAUGGGAAGAGACCAGGCCAGUACCCAGCUACCAGGCCUUCAGGGAAACAGGAGGAGGCUCUUCAUAGGGUUGCUGUGAGGUUAAAAAAAGCUAAUACAAAUACAGCGCUUAGAAGAGUGCCUGGUAUAUAACAACCGCUUAUCAACCUUUUAAUUCCAUUUACCCAUGAGAGUAGUGGAAAAGUCUAGACUUUUGAAAUUGCACAUAUCUGGGUUCCAUUUAUCCUUUUGUCUCUUGAUAGCUCUAACAACUUAGGAAAAUUCCUCCUGACUCUUGGUCUUGUUUGUAAAAUUAGGCCAACUCCAGAGGGUUUUGAGGAAUGCAGUUUUUCAUUUGUUAUUUGGUAUCUGAAUGACAGAUGAAACAGUCCCGCCCCCACAGCCCAAGGACCAAUUAGGGCUCGGUCCGCCUCCCGAAAAUGCAAAUUUCGGGAGACCUUGCCAACCACACGCGGCGGCCCAGCUUCCCGGCAAGCAGACGUCCCCAAGCUCCACCCUGUUUAGACCAAUCAGAGCGCGGUCCGCACGAGAGGCGCCCCAGGCGCGGUGUUCUAGCCUUCUGCGGACCACCGGGUUGCCAUGGUUACCAUUGAGGGGCGGAGCUGAACGGCAAGCUGAACCUCCGGGGAGAAAUGCAGAUUUUCAUUGGCUGUUUUCUCGCUUCACCUGCGGCCCAGAUGAAGAGCAGGAGGCACAGAGACUGACGUCAAGAAGACGUUCUCAAUACGAGGCCGCAGCUAGAUUUGGAGGACCCUGGGUUUGGAUGUCAGGGCUGCCUCACACCAGAGCCCCGCAAUCUUUUUUCCACUGUGCCUGGAGAGAAAUGUGGAAGUGAUGGGAGGGAGGAACCGCGAAAUUUAAAGAUGAGAGCCGGUGGAGAGACAGAAACCCAAAGGAGGGGAAGAAAAAACCAAAAAGGAAGAUAUGAAGGAGUCGGGCAGAGGAAAAAGGAAAAAAGAAAGUCGCACAGGAACGAGUCGCAGUCCGGAGCGCACGGCAGGGUCUUUAUUAAAGCGGGGACGGGCGGCGCGCUCAGGGCGCGUCCAGCACCAGCAGCUUGUGCAUGUACGAGUUCAGCCAGUGGCGGCGCUCGAGGGCGGCCAGCAACCGCGCGCGCUCCCGGAAGGCCGCGUCGUCCGCCAGCGCCAGGCUCCUCCGCGGCCGGGGGGUGGCGGGAUCCACCCAAGCCCGUCCUGGGGUGCGGAGGCUGUGGAGAGACGCGACGACCGCGCGUCCAGACCCGCGCUCGCCGCCGCCUGUCCUCCCCGCUGUCUAACUCGAAGCCCUGUUACUGCCCUGUCCGUGGAGUGGCUCGGUCUGGCUCCCCCUGUCUCUCUCGUUCUCUGUGUGGGUCUCUGCCCCUCUACUCACCAGGUUCGAAACUCCCUGGGUACUGAGAGCCAGUCUGAUGCACCUGUCCGCCCCCAGCGCUCGGCGCAUGGCCAGGAGCGCACCAAGAACCCAAUAAAUGUUGCUCAAAGGAUGAA